AUGCACGGAAGUGACAUGUCUGGUGCAGAUGAUAUACCUGACACUAAUGAUCAUGGUAUACCUAAUGAUUUAAAUUAUAAUAUAAAUAACAAUAACAAUAAUAAUGAUAAUAAUAAUAGUAAUAAUAUUCCACAAUUUAGAGAUGAUAAUUCGUUAAUUAGUAGCGAAAAUCAAUUUGAGGCUCAUAUUACAAAACCUUAUACAAUUAAAAAUAAAAAUAAUCAAAAAAAUGGAAAUUUAGUUGAAAUUAGUACUUUAUCAAAUACUCCUUCAUUUACUGAUAUAACACCAUCUUCGGAAAAUAAUAAUAAGAAAAUAGAAAAAAUUCAAUAUGAUGAAAUGAAAUUAAAUUCCAAUGAUGAUGAUGAGUAUGAUAGUAAAAAUACUAAUGAUCGUACUGAUAAUGAUAGAAUUAUUAUUAAACCCGUCAAUGAUGAAGAUGAUACUUCUGUUAUUAUUACAUUUAAUCAAAAAAUGUCUCCAUUCAUUAUUAUUUUAACAUUUGUUGCAUCAUUAUCGGGUUUCUUAUUUGGUUAUGAUACCGGUUAUAUUUCAUCUGCUUUAGUAUCAAUUAAUAAAGAUUUAGAUCAUAAAGAAUUAACAUAUGGUGAUAAAGAAAUUAUUACCGCAGCUACUUCAUUAGGUGCUUUAAUAUCGAGUAUCUUUGCAGGUACUGCAGCCGAUAUUUUUGGUAGAAAACCUUGUAUUAUGUUCUCAAAUAUUAUGUUUGUCAUUGGUACAAUUAUUCAAAUUUCGUCUCAUACUUUUUGGCAAAUGGCAGCAGGUAGAUUAGUUAUGGGUUUCGGUGUUGGUAUCGGUUCUUUAAUUUCACCAUUAUUUAUUAGUGAAAUUGCUCCAAAGAUGGUUAGAGGUAGAUUAACUGUUAUUAAUUCCUUAUGGUUAACAGGUGGUCAAUUGAUUGCUUAUGGUUGUGGUGCAGGUUUAAAUCAUGUACAUAACGGUUGGAGAAUCCUAGUUGGUCUAUCUUUAAUUCCAACUUGUUUGCAAUUUGUAUUUUUCUUAUUCUUACCUGAUACCCCAAGAUAUUACGUUAUGAAAGGUAAAUAUGACGAAGCUAAAGAGGUAUUACGUAGAAGUUACGUUGAUACUACUGAUGAAAUUAUUGAACAAAAGAUUCAUGAAUUAAGAGAAUUGAAUAAAUCUAUCCCAGGUAAAAAUAAAGCUGUACAAGUUUGGAAUACUAUCAAAGAAUUACAUACUGUUCCAUCAAACCUAAGAGCUUUAGUCAUUGCCUGUGGGUUACAAGCUAUUCAACAAUUCACUGGUUGGAAUUCUUUAAUGUAUUUCUCAGGUACCAUUUUUGAAACCGUUGGUUUCAGUAAUUCAAGUGCUGUCUCUAUUAUUGUUUCUGGUACUAACUUCAUCUUUACUUUAAUUGCAUUCUUUGCCAUCGAUAAGAUUGGUCGUCGUGUUAUCUUAUUGAUCGGUUUACCAGGUAUGACUGUCUCAUUGGCAAUGUGUGCCAUUGCAUUCCAUUUCAUUGGUAUUAAAUUCAAUGGUAAUGAUGCUGUGGUUUCUAAUGGUGGGUUCUCUUCAUGGGGUAUUGUCAUUAUUGUCUUCAUCAUUGUAUUUGCUGCAUUUUACGCCCUUGGUAUCGGUACUGUUCCAUGGCAACAAUCCGAACUAUUCCCACAAAAUGUUAGAGGUAUUGGUACCUCUUAUGCUACUGCAACAAAUUGGGCUGGUUCUCUUGUUAUUGCCUCUACAUUUUUAACUAUGUUACAAAAUAUUACUCCAACAGGUACUUUUGCAUUCUUUGCAGGGUUGUCGUUUUUAUCUGCAAUUUUCUGUUACUUCUGUUAUCCUGAAUUAUCUGGUUUAGAAUUAGAAGAAGUUCAAACUAUAUUGACAGAUGGGUUUAAUAUUAAAGCUUCAAAGGCUCUUGCUAAGAAGAGAAAGAAGCAAGCAAGAAUGGUUCAAGAACAUUUGAAAUAUGAACCAACUCAAGAAAUCAUUGAGGAAUAG
Messenger RNA from Maudiozyma saulgeensis, 1986 nucleotides. The record is from the annotation of a GenBank genome assembly. NCBI's taxonomy places the organism in Eukaryota, Fungi, Ascomycota, Saccharomycetes, Saccharomycetales, Saccharomycetaceae.